Messenger RNA from Vespa crabro (European hornet), 2790 nucleotides. RefSeq names its product ecdysone-induced protein 74EF-like. The annotation marks the transcript as partial. The record is from RefSeq and is a predicted model, not a curated record. NCBI's taxonomy places the organism in Eukaryota, Metazoa, Arthropoda, Insecta, Hymenoptera, Vespidae. The transcript has a single exon.
CGGGGCGAGAAUCCGAACCUCCCCACCGGCUAUCUUGGCACGUCCGGUUGCGGCACGGGCUGUACGCCUGGCUGCGCUACCGGCUGCACGUCUGGCUGCACGUCUGGCUCUUCUUCGGCCGGCAGGUUGUCGCACGUUGGCGUACCCUUUGGCAGCGUUCCAUUCUCUUGUCAGGCAACUGGCAUACCACCGAGCCAUCAUCAUCCGGAGCAUCAGCAGCAUCAUCAUCCCCAUCAUCCGCGUUUGGGCCAUGUAGCCGCGGCAGCCAGUGCUGCCGCCGCUGCAGCUGCCUCUAUGGGGAUGGAAUCCUCCGAUUUGGUUGCGGUGGCUCAUUACCAGGCCCAACAACUUCAGCGACAAUUGUUGGCCGAGCAGUCGGCUCCGGGCACGAUGCUGCCACCGUCUGCUCAGUCUACUGGUGGAGGCUUGACGCAGCCGCUACAACAGGGACAGCAAACUCAACAAUCCCAGAGCCAGGACCCGCUGCAGAGCUUGGUGCAGCAGUUGCUCUGUCUGCAGCAGAUCGAGUAUUUCCUCGCACAGCGCGGUCACAAGUGAUAUACGCCUGCAUACAUAUAUACAUAUAUGCGCGUUUAAUAUAUAUAUGUAUGUAUGUGUUUAUACGUUAAGCGUUUAUCUGCGGUGUCUCUUCUACUCCUCCUCCUUCUCCAUCGUCGUCGUCGUUGUUCGACUCUCGCACGCGUUAGCUCGUCUCGAUAAUGACGAGAGAACUUUUAUGCGCGUCCGGCGAGAAAAAUCUGUAUGAUUGUUUGUAGCAUGUGUGAUGAUGAUGAUGAUUAUAAUUAUGAUUAUGAUUAUGAUUAUGAUUAUGAUUAUGAUGAUGAUGAUGAUGAUGAUGAUGAUGAUGAUGAUGAUGAUGAUGAUGAUGAUAAUGAUGAUGAUGAUAAUGAUGAUGAUCAUGAUAAUGAUAAUGAUGAUGAUUAUGAUGUUGUUGAUGAUAAUGAUAGUGAUAAUGAUGAUAAUGAUAAUGAUGAUUAUGAUGAUGAUGAUGAUGAUUUGUACGUGAGUGAGAAAGACGGAGAGAGUAAGGCUCCGCGCGUCGACAAAACCGCAGAUAUUCAUCCGAAUCUUCUCUUUCUUCGAUCGUGAACCGCGUCUCUUCUCUUACUGCGGCAGCCAACGAUGCUCCUGUUCAUUCGAAUAUCUUUUUCUCUCUCCUUGUAUUUUGAUUUCGAAGGAAAAAAAAACAAAGUAAAAAUAAAAAAACUUAUUUCCAUUCCUCGAUCGGCGGGGAGGUAACACACGGUGUUCUCGAUGAUCCGCGACCUAAGGAAAUCCAAGAGAAAAAGAAAGAUAAAGAAGGAACCUGGUGUGCCAGAAAGAAAGAUGGCUACCUUUUUUCAACGCGGAUCGAUGUGCGACGUUCUUUGGGACACCGUGCAAGCGCGUGUGUGUUGCUAGUUAAACGUUGAACGAGCCUCGCAAUUUUUCUCGCGAGAGACUCGUCGAUUUAGCGUGUGAUAAAAUAAAGAAAAAAAAAACAAAAACAAUAACUAUAACGUUGUUAUGUGAACACGAAGAAGAAAAAGAAGAGAAAAAAAGAAGUGGAAGAAAAGGAACGAAGAAGAUGAUGUCGAAUAAAAAUGAGCUAAGAAGAUUGGGAAAACGUGUGUGUGUGUGUGUUUUUGCGCGCGCAUGUGUGCAUGGUGGGUAUGUGUGGGUGUGUUGUUAUUCUUUUUUUUCUCUUUUUUUUUCUUUUUUUUCUAUUGAGAGGAGGGGAGAUGGGGUUAAACUGGGCGGGGUCUGAGCAAAGUCCUGAUGGAAGAUAAAGAAAAAGAUAUGUAGAAUGGAAAAUUGGGGAAAAUAUGAAAAAGUGAAUAUAUAUAUAAUACAAAACGCGCCACGCGCGACAGAGACGAUAAGGCCGCUCUGAUCGCGAGCUGUGAAUGAAUCUCUAUCCGUCAACAGUAUUGAUAUAAUUAAAAAUAGAGUAAAUGAAUAUAAAAAAAAACGUUAUUGUAAGAGAUAAAAAUAUAGCGUAAGUACGUAACUGUGCAAGCGUAUGCGAGUUUACGAGAACGAGCGUGCGCGCGAGAGAGAAAGAAAGAGAGAGAGAGAGAGAGAGAGAGAGAGAGAGAGAGAAAGGAAAGAAUUGAUUGAUUGAUUGAUUGAUUGAUUGAUUGAUUGAUUGAUUGAUUGAUUGAAUUUUGUGUGAUUCUUUUGACAAAUGUUUGUGCGAGUGUGGAUAAUGUUUAGAAAAAAAAGGAAAGAGAGCGACAGAGAAAGAGCGACAGAGAAAGAGAGACAGAGACAGAGAGAGAGAGAGAGAGAGAGAGAGAGAGAGAGAGCGAGAGAGAGAGAGAGGGAGAAAAUCAUUGUCGACUGAAGAAAUUUUUUAAGCGUGGAGCCCGGUCGAUCACAAACGCACAGACCCUAACUGUCCCGUGGGCUCUUUGUAGAGUUUUAUUCUUUAUUUUAUCAUCGUUAUUUAAUUAAUCGUGCGCGCGCGAGAGACAGAAAGGGAAAAAAAUUAUGAGAAAAGAAAAGAGAGACGGUGCGCGCGUGUAUGUGUGUAUGUGUGGUGUUUCUUCUGUACGAACGAAAAAGUAAGAGAGAAACAGAAACAGAUAGCAUUUUAUAUGCUAAAAAUUAAGAGAGAAACCUCCAUCCAAAGGUUCAUCCGAUAUUAAGAUGUAACAUAAUUGUAAAGUUUAUAGACUUUUUUCUUUUUUUCUUUGUUUGAUAAGAAUGAUAUUGAACAAUCAAUAUCGAGAAAAAAGAGCUACGAAAGAACCUUCAGUUUUCAUAAAAUCUGUUAUGAAAAUCGUA